AUGUUCUCUUAUUUAUUGAUUUUUGUUAUUCUGGUUUCAACAACAUUCUCGGAUUUCGAGACUGACUUACAAAGAAUAAAGGAAGAGUACACUUGCUACCCAAAUUGUACCUUUAACUAUACUGAAAUCAAUUCUGAAACUGCAAAACUGUUCCCAUCUUCUUGCUACUCGAUUUGUGGUUUGAUAACGAUUAAUGAGAAUACUGAUGUCUCGUUUGCAACACUGGAAAAGUUGUUCCAUAGAAUGUACACCCUAAAAGGGGGUUUAAGAAUCGAGAAUACGACACUUCGAAGUUUCUCAUUUUUACAACUACAUGGAUUUCUCAGUUUCUUUUGUUUUCCAUUCGGAACCAGAAUAGUCAACAACACAGAGCUAGUAGACGCUGAAGCUCUAGAAAACAUUGUCCACGUCUCCAAUACCAGUCACGAGUGUAAAAUGGAGAUUUUGGAUAAUUCAAAACUGGACGCCUCCAGAUUAUGUGAAUCACAGUUCCACAAUAGUGUUCAGAAUAUUGAAGUGCUGGAUAACGGAAAAGAUUGUGGAUGUUCAUCGGGAAAAAUCACUCCUAGAAAUUUGCCUGACUUUAAAAACUGUAUUGUGUUGUUUGAUGGACUGGUAUUAACCAAUAUGUCCUACAACUCGAAUUUGAAAUCUCUAUCGAAAAUUGCGAAUAUCAGAGGAAAUGUUGAAAUAGCUUAUACCAAUUUUAAGGAUCUCUCAUUCUUGAAAUCACUUUCGAAAAUCAGAGGAAACACUUUUGAGAACCUGGAAACAGUUAUUCUGGAUAUCCAUGAUAACCCAAAAAUGAAGCGAUUGGGUCUGGAUUCAGUAUCGGUUGAUACACUAGAGCAAGAUUGGGUUCCAACUAUGAAUUUGGAAAAUCUACAUCCAGAUUUUUGUAUAACUUAUCAAGAAGCUGUGUCACUGUCCUAUGUGAGAUUUAAAAAUCUUGAAGCUAAAUUUUGUGAGACCGAAUGGAAAACAGAUAUGAAAUCUUGUAAAUUCAAAAGUUUGCGGGAACUGGAAUCGGAUUGUAUUAUCAUUUAUGGCAACGUUUUGAUAUCUUCUGGAGACGAGGAAUACGUGGAGAAGUUAGAAGAUACUGUGUAUAUUUUUGGAUCAUUGACAAUUCAGAAUUCCGAAUUGGAGAAUAUCAGAUUUCUGAAGAUGUUAGGAUGGAUUUAUUUUCUCCACGAAACACUUCCUGUUAUUCAUAUCACAAAUAAUAAGGAUCUCAAGAAAGUUUCACUUCCAUCUAUAGUAUAUUGA
Messenger RNA from Caenorhabditis briggsae, 1269 nucleotides. Lineage: Eukaryota; Metazoa; Nematoda; Chromadorea; Rhabditida; Rhabditidae. The transcript is spliced from 5 exons. The record is from RefSeq and is a predicted model, not a curated record. Bases 1 to 1269 code for a protein of 422 amino acids.